CAUUCAUUCUCUUGUUUCCAAAAUUGUAUUUUGAGGGGGCGUGCAGCGUGUCAAAGGAUAAUCAGUCAAAGAUAUAAUUCCCCAUCAAUAUCUUCCCUUAAUCAAGCCUACAAUCAUGGGAUUAUAUUUUCUGUUUAUUUGAUUAUUAUUCUCUCCUUAAUUUUAGCUAUUGUAAUUUAUAUAGUCCGAGUUUCGUACCAACCGGCAGCCGCAUCUUUCAAUAUCAUUACAUAUUCAGUAUCUAACCUCCGCUCUAUGGCUUGAUUACUUGAUUGGAUUGGAUUUGCUUUGCACUUAAUACUAUCAUCGUUUGCAUAAUUUCUUAGCAUCGAAACGAAUUGAAACAAAGGAUGAGAACAGGGUCUAGUAGUAGGUUGUUUAAGAUUGGGAAGAAGUUUUGCUUCCCAGAUGUUCCAUCGAGUUGGGUUUCUAGGACUGUGGAUUCCAUACUGCACUUUCAAGAUCACCGCCCUAAAGACCAAAUAUUGAAGAUGGGGGGUUUUGAUCAUCGAACCCUGGGAAAGCCACUGCCAGACCAGAUGCAGCCCCUUUGGGUACGUGAUCAUACUGUUAAGGAUGGGUUUACGUGGUGUAUGCACCAUUAUGAUCAAGUACAUGAUUGUUUACAUGAGAAAAUAGAUGACAAUGAACACCAAAUUCCCUUUACCAAAGGCGAUCCCUUGCCCUUCGAUCUUAUGUCCUUGUUGUCCCCCACCACUAAUGGAUACGACAGAAAGAGGGGUUACUUGGUCCGAAAUGAUGGCCUUAGAGUUGAGAUUGACACUCUUAGGGGAAAGAACAUCUUGUUUUGUUGCUUUUUCGUGCCUCAGUUCUGGCUAGAUUCAGACCGUUGCUAUGCUAUUCGCAGGAUAAUUACUGCAUAUUCUAAUCUACCCAAAUCCGAUUAUGAGAUGGUUAUGGUGGCUAAAAUGAGACGAAACUGGGCUAAUGAUGAGGAUGCUUUCAACCACUUCUUUUCAGCUUUUCCUUCCUCCUGGCUUGCAGUCCCUUUCUCUGACACGUUGAGUCGUGACAAAAUAUGCAACUCCCUUGGCCUUUUUUCGGACUCAGUGGGUCUUCUAGUAGACCACCAUCAAAAGGUUGUUGAGCAUAAACCUUCUUUGUGGUAUAAUGGACUUUCCUUUCCCCCCUUUUUUGAUCCUGAAUUUGAUUAUUCUUGGUGGAAAAUUCACACCCACCUACAUUCAAAUUUAGACUCUGAAUUUGUUUUCAAUAUAAAUAAUAAUGCUGCUGGGGCUAAUGAUUUUGUAACUGUGGGUAUAGAUCUUGAGAAUAAAGUCUCGGUUUUUGAACUCAAAGAUAAGCUUGUGGGGUUGUAUUUGUGCUAUGAUGGCACCUUGAUUCGGACGCUCAACUUGCUUUCUCAAGAAUGUAAGGCUCGGGACCAGGAAUUCCACAUCGUCCUCGUCUACUUACCUUACAGAGACAGCUCGGAUCCACUAUUGUUCCAGGAGGCUAUCAAUCAUGUCUUACAUAAGCUCAAGAUAUCUGCUAAUCCUCAUUGGUGGGUUUCACCGUUCAACGACUUUGUAAGCCGCAGGCUCUGGGAAAUUGGUUUAAGCUAUUAUCACCAUGACGAAGAGGAUGAACUGGUCAUUUUGGACCCCAAGAUGAAUAUUGCGGAUCACUUGGGAAAAUAUGUUAUUAACCGGUUGGGUAUCAAUGGAUAUCCCUUCACCAGGCACUCCCUUGUGCAGAGAGAAUUGGAAGCGAUAAGGGCAGUCACCUUAGAGUCUUUGCUGGUUUAUGGGUCACGGGAUUAUGUUCUUCGCAUGAAUUUGACUAAUCAUAAUGAUAUCAGCAAUGGCAUUGAUGAAGUGCCUAUAGGCGAACUGCGGGGAAAACAUGUCCUUCUCUACAUUGACCUAGUGGAAACGCCAUCAGACACCUAUUAUACAUUGCUUGAGUGGUACAAUCAAAAUAAAACAGCAAGGGUCGCUGAUUUUGAAGUGGUAUUCGUUCACUUUGAUGGCGAAGCUAGUACAUCUUUUGGUAGUCCAAAGCCAAUGCCAUGGUUGGUGUGCCCCUUUGACCCCCAACACACAGUUUUUGUGAAAGAAAAGAUACUGAUGGGCUGUACAUAUAAAGGUAUUCUUGCAGCAUUUGAUAAAGAUGGCCAUCUCAUUACAUUAUUUGCUAAAGAUCUUCUAGACUCGUUUGGGCCUGAGGGAUUCCCAUCAUACAAUGGCUUGCACAAUGAGGUGGUUCUCCUUAUAGGGGAUCAAUAUCUCCUAGAAAUGGAUGAUUUGUUAGAUAAUGGCCCUGUGAAAGGCGAUCUAUUUGGCAGCCUUAGGUUAGAGAACAGCCUUUACUCAUAAUAAAUGCAUCUUGUCAUGAAUGUCACGACCUUUUCCCUAAUUAAAUUAUUUUUCUUUCCAAUUAAUAUUUUCUAUCUAUCAAGUAUCUCUCUUAGCUUCUUAA
This is a messenger RNA of Chenopodium quinoa (quinoa), 2442 nucleotides long. RefSeq names its product probable nucleoredoxin 1. The record is from RefSeq and is a predicted model, not a curated record. The coding region runs from base 351 to 2339 and encodes 662 amino acids. Lineage: Eukaryota; Viridiplantae; Streptophyta; Magnoliopsida; Caryophyllales; Amaranthaceae. The transcript is spliced from 2 exons.